GUCGCGGCUGACAGUCCAGAUUGCAGUGCAAAGGCAGAUUAGUGUCGUGCGUGUUUUUCUUCGGUAGGAUCGUUUUUGUUCAAAAUUUCGUGAAAAUGAAGGAGAAAAAUCGUCACAUAUCCAUGAAAACCAAAACCGCCUGGCGGAAGAACAUCAACAUUUCGGAUGUGGACACUUUCCUGGAGGAACAACGGCAGGAAGAGCGUAUCGGUACUGUUGCAGAUAAAUCGGAUGCCGAGCUGUUUAUGUCCGAAACGAUCCCGUCGUCGGCCACCAAGAGUCUGAAGAACGCACGCAAGGACAAAUUCUCCGCCGUUCCCAAGUAUUGCAUCUCGUUGGAAAAUAGCUCCAAAGUGCAGGAUCCCAUCGUCAAGCGCAAUAGGGUGACCAACGAGGCGAAAAUAUCCAAAAGAACUUCCCAAGCGAAUCGGCUGGAGCAGAAAAAGCUUAAAUCCCUCGUCGCUAAUCGCAAGUCAGCGCGUGCUCUCAAAACUGGCUUCAACAAGGACAUCUGGGCAGAAGAACCCGUUCCGGCGGAAUUGAAACAUGAAUGGUUCCCGGAACAUGUAGUGCUGCAUCACAUGAAGAAUACCGGAAAGCCUCUGGUCAAGGUUGCGGAAUCAACGCAUGCCAAACCCAAUGCAGUUCGCAAUGUUGAGAUACCUGUGAGUGGUGCAAGUUACAAUCCAUCCAUCGAUGACUACAAUGAGCUGAAACAGACGGUGGUGGACAAGGAGCGGAAGAAAAUCAAACACAGCGAGCAUUUGGAUCGGGUCGUGACCCAAAAGUUCCUCAAAAUGUCAAAGGAAGAGAGGGAAAGCAUGGUGCUCAAGGAAAUGUCCGAGGGUUUAUUCGAAAAUGCAGAUAAAAACGUUGCCAACGACGAAGAAGAGGACAGUGGCAAUGAAUACUCUGCGAUCAACCAACCGGUUCAGAACAAAAAGAAAAAGCGAAGCGAGAAGAACCGACAAUUCCGGGCGGUUACCAGGCGAAAUUUGGAAGCCACCACCAAGGUGGAACUCAAGAAACUAAAGGACAUCAACAAGGUGAAGGAACUGAGUUCGGAGCUUAACAAACGGGAAAAGGGCGUGGAAAAGAAGCGGGAAAACCGCGCCAAACGUAUGGAAGAAAAGCUGCAAAAACCUGGCCGAGUGGCGUACAUGCAGUACGAAGAACCGGAGGAAGACUUCGUGGAACCUACAGAGCUGGCAGACAGUCUGCGGACGCUGGCGCCGCCAAAGAGUCUUGUAGCGGAUAGGUUUAAGAGCUUCCAGAAGCGGACCCUGAUUGCACCGAAGAAACAUCGCGACGGUAUUCCACGCACCAACAGGUCGACGCUCAAGAAGUGGAAACGGUACACGCUGAGUACGCAUAAAGAGACGCCGUAAUGGCUGGUUUGUUAUUGCUGCGGGUAGGUAGGUUACAUUUUGCAUUGCAGAUGAUUGAAUAAAGUACAUAUGCUAUGAA
Aedes albopictus (Asian tiger mosquito) is the source of this 1467-nucleotide messenger RNA. Its product is annotated as ribosome biogenesis protein NOP53. Gene Ontology annotation, molecular function: 5S rRNA binding. Gene Ontology annotation, biological process: rRNA processing; ribosomal large subunit assembly. The transcript is spliced from 5 exons. The record is from RefSeq and is a predicted model, not a curated record. Gene Ontology annotation, cellular component: nucleolus. Lineage: Eukaryota; Metazoa; Arthropoda; Insecta; Diptera; Culicidae. The coding region runs from base 96 to 1388 and encodes 430 amino acids.